Molecule: messenger RNA, 3354 nt
Organism: Entrophospora sp. SA101
Lineage: Eukaryota; Fungi; Glomeromycota; Glomeromycetes; Entrophosporales; Entrophosporaceae
Source: the annotation of a GenBank genome assembly
AUGAAAGGCAAAGCCUUACCGGAGGUUAAACAAAAGACAUUUAUUUUUAAAUAUGACCCGCAUUUCUCUCCCAAGCAAAUGUUUAGCGAAUUUAAGGAGGCUAUUCACGGCAAAAAGUAUAUUCAACCGGAAAAUGUUAUGAUGGCCAAUGAUUUAGCGGUCAUUCACCGCAUAAUUAGUAAAGCUCGCUUAAAGGUAUUAGCCAAUUGUGGAAUUAUUGAGUUAAAAGAACAAGGCAAAGAAACUCAACCUAUCGUUCUUUACGAGCAAAUUGUUUUAGAUUUUCCAGUGAAUAAGGAGGUUUUGGCAAGAAAGAAAGAGGCUGUUAAUGAAACAAAAGCGGUAGUAAUAGCAAGAAACAGAGAGAGAAUUUACUCACCUAACCAGUAUUCACACGAAGUCAAAUAUCCCCCGUAUUACUCGCACAAAAGUAGUUAUCAGGAGGAAAAUACACCAGACGGACUUUUUAAAUUAGAUUUACAGUUUUUUGCUGAUGAUUUACAAACUAUCGAGAAAAAAGUUGCUGAGUUAUACGAUUUUUUCGACCCUAGUAAAGAAACUCUCAUCCCUGUCAAUGAUAUUCCUAGUUUUAUUAGUUCUUCUCUUUCGACCAUCAACCAAGCGACCCAUAACAUUAAAAUUUCUAACCAAGUUUUAGAAGGGAAGAAUAGUACUUUACAAAAAGAAAACGAUGAGUUUCAGGCAAUAAUCUUUAAUUUAGAGACCGAACUAAAAAAUUCUCAGGAAGAAUUAACCAAAAAAGCAACUGAAUUAUUAAGAGCCAAAGAAACAUUAAAACGAAAAAGCGAAGAAGAAGAAUUAAAUUGGCAAAAUUACGAAGAGGCGAAGGAAGAAUUAGAAGCAGCGAUGGCGGAAAUCGAAUAUGAAGCAGGAGAAAAAUAUGUAAAAAAGUUGCUCGCCGAGAAAAAAGACUUAGAUAAAACUGUUGCUGAAUACAAAAACCAAGAAAAAGAGUUGGAAAGUGAUAUUAUUACUCAACUUCAAACCCAACAAAAUUAUUUAGGAUUAAGAAUUAUAGAAUUAAUCAAGGAUAAUGAGCAACUAGAAGAACGAUUAUCAGCACUUAAUGAAAAACUUUUCCUUAGUUCCGAAGCAAGCACUCGUCAGAGAGAACUUGACCCUAGAUUUAAAGAUAGUAAUUUAAAAGGGGGUUUUAGUAAUGAAUUGGGGGAACUAGAUAAAUAUAACCUUCCAUACCCAGCAGACUUGACACUUGACACUGGCGAGAGUAGCAAAAGUGUUGGUUAUUUCGGUAUACCGCAAGUGGAAAGUCCCUACACAAAUGAAUUCAGUUUCGAUUACAGCAAUUCGAACAGUCCUAAGACACCCAGGACACCGGGAGAAAAAGAUGGCUCAGACGAAUUUUUCCUCCCCGAAUCACCGAAAGAUAGAAAAAGUUCAAGUUCAGUAAAAACCGAGAAACGAACAAAAAAUGAAUUGAUUGAACAAUUGCGAACAGAAUUAGCAAUAGCAAGAACCCAGUUGGUGACCAAUGAAGAAUCUUCUGCCAGUAAAACAAUUGGCAAUAUUAGAAAUAUUUUAGUCUUAAAUGAUAGUGCUGAUAUAGAGGCAGAAGUUCAGUAUUUGGUAGAGCAAUUAUCAUCCACUUUCAAGUUAAUCUCCAAAUUAGUCCAAAUUGAAGAUAUUUUGGGUGAAGAUAAUAUGAAAGAGGAAAAUUUAAAAAAACUUCUUGCUAAUAGUCAGAGAAUAACCGAAUUGGAAUCCGAAAGGGAGUGUUCCGAAUCACUAGCAGAAGAUACUGUUAAAAAAUAUAAAGCAGUCGAGUCAGCAGUAGAAGAUUUAGCAAAAGUAUUUCGGAGUGAGGAAGAAAAAAUAAAACUGUUAAAAAAAAAAAUAGCCAAUUUAACCUCCGAAUUAGAGCAAGUUGAAAGUGAAAACCAUGAGUUAGUAGAAGACCUAAAUUUUUUACUCGAUUUGGAAAAAACUGACUUAGAAAAACAAAAAAAACAAGUCAAAAAACUAGAAGCUGAACUCUUGGCUAGUCAAAGCGAACAAAGAAAUUCGCAAAAAAAUGAUUGGCAAUUAGUCGAAGAAAAAAAAGAAGAAAUUAUUAAACUCCAACGAGUAAUAGCAAAAAAGGACGAAGAAAGUGCGGAAAAACUAUGGCGUUUGAACCAAAAUAAUCUUUUUUUAGCCGAGGAGAAUGAACGCUUAACAAAACAAUCUUCGCAACAAUUAGACGAUAACAAAAAGCAAAAUAAUAUUGAUUUAUUGAGCCAAGGAAAUCAAGUAAUAGACGAGAAAAAUGAUUUAAUUCGGGAAAACGAGUUAUUAAAUUAUGGAGUUUUAAAUAAAAAUAGUGAGUUAGAGGCUCAAACUGAAAAAAUAAACGAUUUAGCAGCGGAAAUAACUACUCUGAGCGGUCAACUAGAUAUGGCAAAUGAGAAUAUUGCUACCCUCCAAGUUAAUUUAGAAGCCGCCGAAAACGAACGAGAUGCUCGCCCCAAUAUAACUAGCAAUGAUUACGAUAACUUAAUUGCGGAAUUAAAUGAGGCUAAUAUUGCGAUUACUGACUUAAAUAAUAUCAAUACUAUUCGCAAUAGCCAGCAAAAUACUAAUCUCCACCCUGACCUCCAACAAGCCCAGGCUGAAAAUUUAUUAUUCCAAAUCUUUCUCGCCCAAAAAAACCAAGAGUUUACUAACGAACAAACUAAGCACACUAACACCAAAUCUCGCUUAACUAAUCAGCGGAACAUUUUCCAAAAUCGUUAUCAACGAGUUUCCGGAGAUUUAAACAACACUCAGCAGGAAAAUAAUCAACUGAAAUCCGACUUGAAUAAUGCUAAAAAUGUAAACAGCCAACUAAAAAACCAAGAAAAACAAAAAGUCGCGGAUUACGAAACAGGAUUAGAAAAAAUAUUUACUGAAUUUAAGCAAGAGUUAAAUAAUGGUAUUAAUAAACUGCAAACUGCUAAUGAUUUAAUAAAUCAAGCCCAACAAGAUUUAGAUAUUCCUGAUUUAGUUGCUCUGAAAAAUAAAACUAGUAAUCGAACGCUGUUUAUUCUUAUUCAAGAAAGUGAUGAAUACCGACAAAAUAAGCAAAAAUUAACUGCGGCUGGUUAUAGUGAUUUAGUAGCACUUCUGAACGCUAAACUGCCCCCAACUCCAACUAAAAAGCGUUGUCAGUGUAAGAUGAAACUAAAACAGCAAAAGCAAAGAAUUUUACAGAAAUUUAUCACCGAUUUAGACUUAAAAUUAGCGGGUAAGAAAAUUACUACCCAAGAAGUAAUUACUAUUAUUCAAGAGUUAUUAGGCAAACCAAAAACCGAAAUUCCCGUCCAAGUUGAACCUUUAACCGAAAAUAAAAAUUGA